This is a messenger RNA of Hypomesus transpacificus, 3978 nucleotides long. Its product is annotated as sialoadhesin-like. The transcript has 15 exons. Bases 349 to 3105 code for a protein of 918 amino acids. The record is from RefSeq and is a predicted model, not a curated record. NCBI's taxonomy places the organism in Eukaryota, Metazoa, Chordata, Actinopteri, Osmeriformes, Osmeridae.
ACCGUCUUGACAGUGCAGCAGUCAUUCUUGUACAACAUGUAAAUGUUUUGAAGAGGAAGGAAGCCGUACUCUGAGCUUCUUUACUGUUUAUUCUGAGUACUUAGAACCAUCAACCACAGACUUCACCCUCACUGUUCAGAACAACACACUGCCAGCAAGUCCACUAACCCCACUCCUCCCUUCCUCCCUGUUCAGCAAUUUCAAUGUAUUGUAAUGAGCUGGUUUGGUGGGAGAGAGCCAAUAGCAAAGUCUAAAAUAGUGUAAAUCCCGCCCAUUCUGCAUUUGAUUGGCUGAAGUCCUAGCCCCGCCUCCAGAAUCCUGUACAAACCGCAGGGUGGUGAUGCAGCUAUGGAGUUGAGAACUACAGGAAGUGUGUUUGUGGUCUUCCUCUGCUCUGUGGCAGUGGUGCUGGGUCAGGACAGGAGAGUGACUUACACCCUCCAGAGAGUCUGUGCCUUGAGAGGAUCAUCAGUGGACCUGUCCUGCUCCUAUAUUUACCCCAGUGGUCACACAGUCACUGAAACAUUCUGGUUUACCACAUGGAAGACUUAUCCCUAUGAUCCCAAUGACCUGAGUCUGGACCCAGAGUAUGCAGGUCGUGUGCAGUACCGUGGGGAUAACAAGAGAAAAGCAACCCUGACGAUCACAGACCUGAGAGAGAGAGACGCUGCUGAGUACAAGUUCAGGUUUAUAACAAACCAACCACAAGGGAAAUGGAGGGGGGAACCAGGAGUCACUCUCUCUGUUACAGGUCUUCAGGUGGAAGUGGCUCUUUCUACCAGAGGAGAGAGGGUGACCCUGACCUGUAGCUCCACCUGUCCUCUGACUGGUAACCCCUCCUACAUCUGGUACAAGAAAGGACAACAUGUACAACAGGCUUCAUCCCAACAGCUCUCUGUCUCCAGUAACUUUCAGGACAAAUACUCCUGUGCUGUAGAAGGCCAUAAGGAUCUCCGCUCUCCUGCAGUGUGUGUUUCUGGGAAGAACUGCAGGAGAGUGACUUACUCCACCAGGAGACUGUGUGUCUUGAAGGGCUCAUCAGUGAACAUCUCCUGCACCUAUUACAGUUAUUACACCGUCACCUCCAGCUUCUGGUUCAGUCCUGGAAGGAGAGAUGGAUGGAGGGACAUAUCUGCACCUGAGGACCUAGCUGGAGACCCAGAGUACGCAGGUCGUGUGCAGUACUCUGGAACAGAGAGGAAGUCCUCCACCCUGACCAUCACACACCUGAGAGAGAGAGACUCAGGAGAGUAUCGCUUCACAUUCAAGACAGGACAUCCACACUAUGACUGGGGGGACAGUUUCUCUGGAACCACUCUGACUCUCACAGGUCUUCAGGUGGAGGUGCCUCCUACCUGGGGAGAGAAGACCCUGACCUGUAGCUCCACCUGUCCUCUGACUGGUAACCCCUCCUACAUCUGGUACAAGAACGGACAACAUGUACGACAGGAUUCAUCCCAACAGCACUCUGUCUCCAGUAACUCUCUGGACAGCUACUCCUGUGCUGUAGAAGGCCAUGAGGAUCUCCGCUCUCCUGCAGUGUGUGUUUCUGGUCAGAAGUGCUGGAGAGUGAAUUACCCCACCAGGAGGGUGUGUGUCUUGAGAGGCUCAUCAGUGGACAUCUCCAGCACCUACACACACCCUAGUUACUAUAAGAUCACCAAAACAUUCUGGGUUAAAGGGAAGGCUCACAACAAGGACCUGAAGGAAGAUUCUAAGUACACUGAUCGUGUUAAAUACAUUGACACUAAAGUGAACCACCACAUCUUGAAAAUCACAGACCUAAGAGAGACUGACUCAGCUAAGUACAACUUCAGAAUCAUACCAGAUAAAGGGAAGUAUCUUGGCUCUCCUGGAGUGCAGCUGACUGUCACAGGUCUUCAGGUGGAGGUGACUCCGUCCACAGUGACGGAGGGACAGAGGGUGACCCUGACCUGUAGCUCCACCUGUCCUCUGACUGGUAACUCCUCGUACAUCUGGUACAAGAACGGACAACAUGUACGACAGGAUUCAUCCCAACAGCACUCUGUCUCCAGUAACUCUCUGGACAGCUACUCCUGUGCUGUAGAAGGCCAUGAGGAUCUCCGCUCUCCUGCAGUGUGUGUUUCUGGUCAGAAGUGCUGGAGAGUGAAUUACCCCACCAGGAGGGUGUGUGUCUUGAGAGGCUCAUCAGUGGACAUCUCCAGCACCUACACACACCCUAGUUACUAUAAGAUCACCAAAACAUUCUGGGUUAAAGGGAAGGCUCACAACAAGGACCUGAAGGAAGAUUCUAAGUACACUGAUCGUGUUAAAUACAUUGACACUAAAGUGAACCACCACAUCUUGAAAAUCACAGACCUAAGAGAGACUGACUCAGCUAAGUACAACUUCAGAAUCAUACCAGAUAAAGGGAAGUAUCUUGGCUCUCCUGGAGUGCAGCUGACUGUCACAGGUCUUCAGGUGGAGGUGACUCCGUCCACAGUGACGGAGGGACAGAGGGUGACCCUGACCUGUAGCUCCACCUGUCCUCUGACUGGUAACUCCUCGUACAUCUGGUACAAGAACAACCAAACCAGGCCAGAGACCCAACAGAAGCUCCUGUACCUGGACCCAGUCAGCAGUGAGGAUGCAGGCAGAUACUCCUGUGCUGUGACAGAACACCAGCAUCUUCGCUCUCCUGAAGAGACUCUCAAUGUUACAUACAAACCAAGGACUCUAUCAGUGUCAGUCAGUCCCUCUGGUGAAGUAGUGGAGGGCAGUUCAGUGACUCUGACCUGCAGCAGUGAUGCUAACCCACCAGGGCAGACAUACACCUGGUACAAGGAGAACAUCACCUCAUCUAAAUCAUCUGAACACAGCUACACCAUCACUAACAUCAGCUCUGAGGACAGUGGAGGAUACCACUGUCAGGCUGGGAAUACAGUAGGAGCUACAAACUCCUCUGUUGUAAUGAUCACUCUGAUCAUUAGAACAGGGAUCUCAACAGCUCAGGCUGCAGCAGCAGGAACCACAGUCUCUGUUCUCCUGGCCGUCAUCCUCCUCUCUGCCUGCCUCCUCUGCAGGAAGAAGAAGACCAACUGCAGUAAUUCCAGGCACCCGGUAGAUAAUGGACAGGCACCGUGACGUGUUUCCCCCACCUCCUCCUCCCCCCACACAAAGCCAUCGCUAAACUCCAGUAGCAGCUGUUUUAACUGGCUCUGUUGGAUCUCAUCUGGGCCCCCUCCUGAUCCCCCCUGCUGAUCCCCUCCUCCUCUCACUGUGGGGUUGGGGCGGUGAGGUGGGCCCGGGCGCGAGGGCCCAUUGUCAUUUCCUUGGGCGACGGGGAUAUCCCUCACAGUCCCGCUGCAUAUGUCCAGGCUGACCACAUCCUCAGCAGACUGUGGGAGUGGAGCUGGUGUUAGGCUGCUGCCUGGAGCCCUUCUCCAUGACCAGUGAAGCAGCCUUGACCAACCCACCAGACUCGUCCACCCACCCUGGCUUGAUGAUUUUCCGGUCCUCCAGUCACCACCGCUCUCUCACCUCAGGCUGCUUGUCAGCGCCCCGGCUCUCUUCUCUUUCCCAUAACUCCCUAAAAGUCCUCAAAUUCAGUCAGCCUUGUCCACAAAUGACCUUAUGGACGAAACUUGACAUUUAGAAUUUUCUAAAAAGUAAAACAAUCAAAAAAAAGUAAUAAAAUAAAAUACAAAAUUCUAUUAGAUUGUCAUAUUUCGAUAUUUAUUUUGUAUUUUUUAGUGUUUUACUGAUUUACAAACAUUUGUAUUUUAUUAAAUUACAUUUAGUUGUUUACAGUUUUUCCAGUUAGUUUUUUUUGUCGUCUGUACACCACCCUGCUGUCAUGGUAACAAUGUUGGGUGCUGGAAAAGUCCUGUUUAAGGCAAAAUCCAACAAAAGCUUUCUUUUUAGUUAGGUUUUUUAUUUACUGUAGCUUACAUUUCUGUUGUCCCUGUUAGGGGAAGGUCAGAAGAGUCCCAAUCUUUUAAAAGUGCUAAAUAAUCA